GUCCCUUAGCCUUUCUGAUGAAAUCUCCCUUGUUUGCAUUGGGCUUUUCUCUGCUAUCCUUUUGGAAGGGAAGGAAAAGGAGGAACUGAAGAAUCCACCGCUGAAUCUAACAGCGAAUAACAGCCAUUUCAACGCGCUUCAAAAUUAUAUUUCCGGUGAUUUGUUGUCUCCCCUUGCACGGGACAUUUAAUCGAUUUAAAAAUAAACGCUUGUUAAUUCGCUAACGCGCCAACUCGGUACAUUAGUGUUCAGCGCUCUUAUCGGAAGAGGAGGAACUACACUAGCUACCAGAGAUCUAGCUUCAGUAUCGACUUCGAAACCAAAAUGGCUUGCAUAUCGACGUCCGAUUUGGGAAGUGUGGAAUAUGUCAGCUCGAUCUUUAUCAUGCCAUCAUCCUCUAUUUUCUCUCCUGUUCUCAGUAAGUUUGCGAGCGUAACGAAUCCUCAACGUACAGCUGCUGUGAAUCUGAACAUGGCGAGUGCCGGGGACAAUAUGGGCGCCGACUGCCUUCACUGCUGGGUCGCAUGGAGAGCUAACCGGCAACAUGGCCUUGCCGUUUAAACACCAUGGACACUUUGGGGAUUUGACAAUAUUAAAUACGGACAGUAUUCUGAACUGCGACACUUUGUCGUUGACUUUUGUUAGUUCUUCGGUAGCUAAUAUUUAGCAGCACGUGAAAUUUGUAAGAUUUCCGACUCGUUCCCUCUCACGCUAAUGUACAGCCAGUGCUGUAGCUUACUCCGACUACAGAUAUUUAGCUAACUUAACUAGUUUACGUCUAAAGUCUUAACAUCUGCCUUUAAGUAAACAGUUAAGUAUUAAUCUACCCUUGUCGAAAGGGGAAAAAAAAAAAACUUUACUAGUUCACUAGCUAAGAAGUUGGUGAUCAGUUUUCGCCGUCCCAGACUUUUUGUUUCUGGGCUUUCAUAACCUUAUUUAAUAUUUUGAAAUAAUUAAUAUAUAAUAAUGUUUAGAAGUAUGAACUCAGAGGAACACUUCUCUAAGAGGGGUUCAGUGCCCACUUCUGCUAGCCUGGAGGUGAGGAGCGACAGCUGGGCUAGCUCCUGGAUUAGCAUGCUGUCAGCAGUGUCGAGGCCUGCGUGGUCGCUUCUUCAGAAAUAUUUGCCUGGAAAAUCGCAGGCUUGGUCCAGCGAGGCAAGAAAAUCAGACAUUGACUUUGGACAUAAGCUUAUGGCAGGUCUCGAUCACCUUAUGCCUCCUGACCAGAGUCCCACUCACCUGCGUGUAGCUUAUGUUCACUGUCAGCAUGAAAACGGCGCGUUUCUCACUUCCGGCGAUGUAGAAACUCUGCGCUGGAUGACCACAGACUCUCUGAGAGACCUGGGGAUUGAAGACGCCGUGAAUAUGAAUUUUAAGGCUCUACAAACAGAACCAGUGAAGGACAGGUACCAAGCAUCGACAUGGAAUUUUCUCAGUAGGUUUCUGGCACCAAAAGAAGGAAACCACGCUGAGUUCACGCAGCCCAAGUUGGGUGUUUUGUAUCCAAGUCAAACCACAAGAGCCACUAACACCUGGUGGUGGCAGGGGCUUUGGAGAUCGGACGACCCUCAAAGCGCCCUCAAAACACAACCUGCUUUGUACCAGACUAAAAACUCUGCUGGUGCUGAAACAAAGUCCCUGCAUUGUGGAGAGCGCCACAGUAGUGGUCAUUGUGAGCCGGGUUGCCAGGGGUCAGCUGUUGCACUUGAUAAGCUGGUAGAACCGUUAGGACACAGCAACGAGGCUGAAUGGACAUGCAGCGAAUAUGCUGGACUUUCACGCUUCAAAGAGUCAGCUGACCAUACAAGCCUUCACACAGUCAGGCUGGAAUUUCUCCCGAACUCGGACUACCUUCCAUUAGCUCAUGAGCACAGCGCUGUAGAGCAUCAAGUUGGUAUCAGAGCUGCUGCCGCCUGCAGUGAGGUGGCGGUUCUGACCCCGGACCAGGACAAUGGCUACUCUAGUUUGGAGGAAGAAAGUGCCAGUGCAAGGCAGUGUAAGAUGAACGGCGUAUGUGAAUUGUUGGACCUUGAAGGUUCUACUGCUUCUCAGGCUGGCGAUCAUGGGCACGGAGGAGAGGAGGACAAAUCUGCAGGGAAUACUCAUUGUGAGAGGGUUGAGAACAAAGAGGAAGACAAGGAGGAGGAAAAAGUGCAAAACGCAGAGCCUGCGAUUGUACAUGAGGCUUUGCCAGUUCAGUCCACUCCUUGCUGUCAGAACAAGGCGAUCGCUUACAUCAUGGGCAGCCCCUGCAGCGACGAGUCAGACGUGGAAGACAACAGCGUUCAGGACAGUGACGAUGAUGACGGCUUUGACAGCGACGUCUUGGACAGCUGUUCUGACUCCGAGGACAUGGAUGAUAGUGAUGAUGAGGAUGAAGAAGAUGAGGAGGAUUCAGAAUCUGAAGAAAUUGACUCUGAGAGUGAGAGACUGUUGAAUUCAUUGUUCCAAACAAAGGACCCCUAUAACCCUCGCAACUUCACAGCCUCUAUCCGGACAUCCAGGAAACUCGGUGAAUCUGCCACAAAUACAUGCACAGUGGGAUCCCCAGUAGAGCCCGAAUCCCUUUUGUGUUCCUCUCCAUUGUCCCCUCCUUCACCUCUGGAAGGAACCCAGAAAGAUGCGGAGUCCAGCGAAGAAGCCGGUUCGUCUGUGGACGAAGCUGAGAGCCUGAGGCUUUGGAACUCCUUCAGCUGCUCAUCGGAUCCCUACAGUCCAAUGAACUUUCAGGCGGCAAUCAGUACUCGGCAGCCACACAGACAGCGCUGUAAGAAAGAGAGACCGGUCGAGCCUCUGGUCUAUAGGAAAGAGGAGGCGGAGGAGAGGAUGGACAGCGGCUUCUCAGAGACAGCUGUUCAGGGCCUCGGAAGUGCUGGAGUUGUCAGACUGAAAAAGGUGACGUUCAUCGAGGAGGUGGAGGAGUUCUACGCCAGCAGUGACGAGGAGCGGCACGGCCCGUGGGAAGAAUACGCCCGAGACCGCUGUCGCUUCCAGCGUCGCGUUCAGGAGGUGGAGGAGAGCAUCAGUUACUGCCUGACUCCCAGCUUCCGCCUUAACAUCUUUCAAAGACGCUAUCCUAGUAGCUGAUGUUUUUGUUGUUUGUUGCUGCUUCUUCUUCUUUCUUUUUUUUAAUAGUUAUUUUUGAUCGCACGAGACAGUUAAAUUAUAUACAUAUCGGGUCUAAUUCAGGGUGAAGAAGAGGAGCGGAAAUGAAGAAGGAAGGCAUAAAGACUCCUGUGUUGCAGUUUCAUUCGUGUGUUAGGGUUCUAACACUUCACGAAGUCAUACAGUAAAGAACCACUGUCCUGUUCUGUGGAGAGCUUCGUUACCCCACGCAGACAUGCAGCUUCCUGAACACCACGACAAAGUAACGAAGUGAAAAAUGACGUCUGUUGCACGACGUCCGGUGGGGGGGAAAAAGGUCACAGUUUUGAUGAAAAGCUAAGUUUCAAACACCUUUUGAAAUGUUUUCAUCUGUGGGUAUUGUUUAUGUUAAAAGACCCUAAUGCACUAACUCUGACUUGCUUCUUAAAUGUCUUAACUUCAUCUCUAUUAGUGCAUCAGUAUUGAACUCUUGCCCUUUAUAGUGUUAGAAAUACCUGUUGCCUUCACGUCCUACCAGGAUUUUAUUUCGGCUGUGUUUAGAUGGGGUGGGUGGGUGUUUUUUUCCCUAUUGUAAAAUCUUUUGACAAACUUUUCUGCCAAUACCAUCUAUGUUUUCCAUUAGUUGUGCCAUAAAAUGAAAAUUUGGAGUAUUUAUUAACAUUAUACCAUUUGGCAGGUGGUCAGAGUUUUGUCUUUUGUGCCAAGAAAAUUUGUAUUGUGCGUUGAACGAAAGCAUACAAAUCUUUUCCCUUCCCUGUAGAAAUACAACUCCAGACAUGCCAAGUCUCUUCUUUCAUGCCAGGAGUUAGGGAUGUUAAUAAACACGGGUCAAAUGUCCCAGCCUUUCUAAAUGCAGCUGUAAAACCUGUUCACUAAUUAACCUUCAAGCCAAAGAUAGCACUCGAGUUCUGUACAGCUCACGUAGUGGAAGCUCAGCAUUGGAGCACACAUCACAGAGGAGUCAUGUGGAUGAGGGACCCACAUGAACACGCGCUAUUUGUCGAGUUCAGCAGUAUCUGUUCCUGCAUCCGAAGACGGGCGGGUCUUCCUUCAUGCUCCGGAUUUGCAUGGUCCUGUAUAAGCGUACAGUCCCAGCUUUCAUUACCUUCUAAAACCCGCUUGACUUUCUAGUGCUUGAGAAUCACUGUGGUGUGUAUCGUGUCUUAACUGAGAGGUCGUGUCUCUGUAGUCUCAACUGUGGCAGCUGUGACCCAAGUGGCUGGAUUUCUGUGUAUGACUAAAAAGAAAAUGCAGGGAGCUAAAUGCAUGAUCUAUUGAAAUAUAAUAUGCUUGAUGUCAAAGCAUAGGGUUCAUUUGUUUAAUUAACAUGGAAGUGUUUUAUUUUUCUAAAACAAGUUAGGACUAUAGUUAUUCAGCAUUUAUUCUGGGUUUUGUCUUAAUCGAUUUAACAUACAAAUAAAACUAUUAUUUAAAUCGA
Molecule: messenger RNA, 4543 nt
Organism: Hemibagrus wyckioides
Lineage: Eukaryota; Metazoa; Chordata; Actinopteri; Siluriformes; Bagridae
Gene: ppp1r15b
Exons: 2
Coding region: 967-3087 (706 amino acids)
Biological process (GO): response to endoplasmic reticulum stress
Cellular component (GO): endoplasmic reticulum; protein phosphatase type 1 complex
Molecular function (GO): protein phosphatase regulator activity
Source: RefSeq, a predicted model, not a curated record